UGCUCGUGCCAUUCAGCGAUUCCAUUUAACUUAAUUCACAUCAGUUACGUUUACACUCUGUUGAUUUCUGACGGCAGACCACACUUUGCUUUUGAUACCUGCCUUACGUUAGUCUCGAACCGCAGCUUGUGUCAAAAACAAUUAUUUUGCAUAAAACAAGUUUUCGGAAUCAUCAGGAAAAAAAAAUGGCAACAAUACUUUGGUACCAACGUACAAAAUCGGACAAAAUAACGCGCUUUUUUUCAGCACGACUGUGAAAUGUUUUCAUGUUUCAUUUGGUCAGUGCUGUUGGAAGUUUUGUGAUGAACGUUGCUAAUUAAAAGUGAGAAAAGGCGAAUGAUUACUAAGUGUUAGUUAUGACACUUUAUUAUCACGAGUGCCAGUGUUACGAGUGUAAAGGUGGCGAUUUACAGUUUAUAUUUGGCUACCCUCUAUAUCCUCCUCAUCUCUAUUUACGAAGAAGUUCCAAGUUUAAUAAUUGUAGCAACAAGUUAAAAAGAGUUGCGAAAAAAUUCGAUCAUUUCACAGUGAAAACCAUCAGGUUGUGUAAAACGUGCGGGUCAUGGUUCACAUACGUAGAAACGGUGCUAUGCACUAUUUCCCUGUCAGCUGGUCUGGGAAACGUUUACAGACUCACACAGACCACACUGAUCGAAGGCGGUCUUCCCUUCCUGUUAGCAUACGUAAUACUAGCGCUUUUCCUAGGAUUUCCAAUACUGUUUUUAGAAUUAGGUUUAGGCCAGUUGGUCCAAGAAGGUUUCACCAAGACUUGGAGAGCUGUGCCUGUUUUAAAAGGUGUGGUAUUUUGGAAUAAUUCAGGUGUUCUUUUCUACAAAUGUAGGAAUGGGACCAUUUGUUACGAAUGCGGGAAUAAUUUAUAACAAAGCCAAUGUAUUCUGGAUUGCACUGUCGUUGACAUUUUUGAGUCUGAUCUUUGGAAUUUCCUCCAUAGUGCUAACAUAUACUAUAUCAGGAAAUUUAAAUUUAACCCUCACCGGUAAUGACAUUCCAGAAGUACAUCUCCUUGCUAUAGUAUACAGUACUGCUCUACAACAUUCUAAUGGAGCAUCUCAAUUUUGGUCAAUCAUAGUUUUAAGUGUUCUCAUUUGCUCAGGAUUAAUAAGCAUGAUAACUAUACUGUUUGCAAUCCUUAAAGCAGUCCGUGUAGAAUCUAGAAAGGGGUGGUCGUGGUGGAGGUGUUUAGUACUUGCAAGCGUUACCGGAAUAAUUUUUGGAAGUACCAUUUUACUGGUCCCAGAAUUUAAAAUUGUGAGAUUGCUAGACCACUAUAUUAUAGGAAACAUUAUAAUCCUCUGUACAAUACUUGAAAUAGCUGCCAUUGUAUCAUAUUAUGGUACAAAGCGUCUUCGAUUAGACUUUGAAUUUUUAUUAGGAUCUAAACUUCCAGUUUUAAACAUAAUUUUAUGGUGGAUUAUACCAAUAGCUUUAUUGAUUAUAUUUAUAUGGGCUUUAGCAGCAGUAAAUCUUAUAGGCACUAUAAAUGAUGACCCAUUAUGGCUUUAUUCUACUGGAUGGGCUUUAGUAGGAGCAUCUCUAAUUUUUAUUGGUAUUAUUGCUAUUUAUCGAAUUUCCAAACAAGACGAAUAUUACACCUUUAACGACAAAAUCAAAGCGUCAACGAAACCCCUGCGUAAGUGGGGUCCCAUUGAUCCCAUCAUGAGGUACAACUGGGUUCAGUGGCAUAGCAAAGCUAAAAAGGGGGUUCGUGAUUUUACCCUAAAACGUCGAGGCACAAGGGAUUAUACCCAUUCGGUUAAAAAGAACAAACUAACUCCACCAAGAAACUUCGCCCCUUUAAGUCAAAUGACGGUAGCUAGAGAAUCUCCAGCAUUGUUUCGUACCAAUGGGUCGCCUUCAGUUUUCCAUAACAACGACCUUAAUCAAAACAAUAUCCGUUUAAGUACCACAAGUUCACAGUACAUUGAACCUCUAAGCACUGAAGAUUAUGAAACUCCUGUCAGUAAACCCCAAACAAAACUAGGUCAUGUUGAAGAUUAUGAUGACCAAUUAAGAGUUACAUAUUGCUUUGAUGCAUUAAAUCAUCCAGGCCGAAAUAACGGUAUUAUUAAUAAUGCCUUUGAACCAAAGAUUAAUAAUGGAAUGGAUCUGGAAAAGACUUUAAAGAAUCCCUUGUCCAAUCCCGAUUAUAUGCACCACGAAAAUAGCAGUAGUCCUUCAGAAGGUUACGGAACUUUCAAAAAUAGGCCCUACAUAAUUGGUGACGAGAUGGAACAUUACACCUACAGAAGAAGUAGUGAGUUUGAAGAAUCAACUGAACUCUAAUUAAACGUAACUUGCAUAUUAUAUUUAAUUGCGAGCUCUGAUACGUACUGUAUAAUUUUUGUAAUAAAUUAUGUACAAAAGUA
This is a messenger RNA of Agrilus planipennis (emerald ash borer), 2387 nucleotides long. RefSeq names its product sodium-dependent nutrient amino acid transporter 1-like (gene Blot). NCBI's taxonomy places the organism in Eukaryota, Metazoa, Arthropoda, Insecta, Coleoptera, Buprestidae. Gene Ontology annotation, biological process: sodium ion transmembrane transport. Gene Ontology annotation, cellular component: membrane. The record is from RefSeq and is a predicted model, not a curated record.